Messenger RNA from Caenorhabditis briggsae, 948 nucleotides. RefSeq names its product Protein CBR-SRSX-11 (gene Cbr-srsx-11). Gene Ontology annotation, biological process: G protein-coupled receptor signaling pathway. The transcript has 4 exons. Gene Ontology annotation, cellular component: membrane. Gene Ontology annotation, molecular function: G protein-coupled receptor activity. NCBI's taxonomy places the organism in Eukaryota, Metazoa, Nematoda, Chromadorea, Rhabditida, Rhabditidae. Bases 1 to 948 code for a protein of 315 amino acids. The record is from RefSeq and is a predicted model, not a curated record.
AUGGACAGCCAAACGCUGAACCGCUACAUUAUUGCCACCUAUAAAAUCUUCUUUCUAGUUGUGGGAAUUAUUGGGAAUGUCCUUUUUAUUCAUCUUGUUUUCAAGCGAAAACAAUUGCAAUCCAGAACAUCAAUUUUACAAUGUGUCCAAGCUGGGUUCCAUAUCAUCUGCCAGACUGGGCCUGUCAUGUCAGGGGUGUUUGACAUGGGAGCUGUCUACACAAGAAGUGAUUGCUUUCAUAAAAUCGCUUACUAUAUUUUCUUUCAAGCCGCUCAAGGAAUGAUAAUGUUGAUUAUAGUGCUGGACAUUUUGAUUUUCGUGAAAUUUCCAGUUUUCUAUCGUAGACUCUCUGUAACCAAGUACAUAUUUAUCAGUGGUUCUCCAAUUCUGUUGUUUGCAUCAGCGUACGUCAUUCUUGCUCAUCUGACAACUAAUGAGGAAACGGUCUAUGCAUGUACUCCACCAUUUGCAUUCAGUACAACUGCAAGCAUGUUUUAUAACCAAACUUUUAUCACUCUAAGUGUCGUCGUUCUAUUAUUUUACACCAUCUUGAUAAAUGCUUUUUACACAAGAAGUCGGAAUCAAUCAAGUAAUCGGAGCUCAUUGAAAACUGUAAAACGACUUCAAUUAACUGUAAUUAUCUUCAUUUUCACAUGGUUUACCAGUCAACUCCUUUCAUUUAUUGUUAUUUUCUUUCCGAACUUCUCAAAGUUGUUAGGAUUGGCAAUUUCGCAUUUGAUACUAUUUGUAUGUCUUUCCUACAGUAACACUUUCUAUGUGACAAUGUGGAGUAGCAAAGAGUAUCGCGAUCAAUUCUACAGUGUUUGGUGGCCCAAAUGGUCUCCUCAAUCAUCUUCCAUUGCUCGUCACUCGCCAUCGGUUACUCUCAAAAUCACAAACUCCGAAUCAAUGUUUUAUCGAAGAAGCCCAACUCAGAUCGAGUCAUAA